Molecule: messenger RNA, 537 nt
Organism: Symbiodinium natans
Lineage: Eukaryota; Dinophyceae; Suessiales; Symbiodiniaceae
Source: the annotation of a GenBank genome assembly
AUGGCGACCAAACGCAAAAUCGAGAACGCUCCGAACCCUGACAGUGCACAGACAAUCAGGGGUUUGGAUUUGCCCACCUAUGAUGGUGCAGGGCUUCGGAUUGGAAUAGUAAGCGCACGAUGGAACUCCAUAGUAUGUGACAGCUUGGUUGCUGGGGCUGUUGAAGCACUGACGUCCUGCAACGUCACUGACAUUACCAUCGAACAUGUCGCCGGAUCUUAUGAAAUUCCCCAGGCUGCCCAGGUUCUUUUGGAUUCUGGUCGGUUUGAUGGCGUCAUCUGUAUUGGCUGCCUCAUAAAGGGCGGCACCAUGCAUUUCGAGUACAUCAGUGAGGCCGUUACUCAAGGCAUCAUGAGACUGAACUUGGACUACAAAGUCCCAGUCAUUUAUGGCAUUCUGGGUUGCCUGAACGAAGAGCAGGCCAAAGAGAGAGCCGGAGUUAAUGGAGCCGGGCACAACAGCGGGAAGGAUUGGGGCAUCACCGCUGUAGAGUCGUGCCUCCUGACCAAGAAAUAUAGAAAGGUGCUGGGCAGCUGA